CUCCCCCUCUGGCAGUUGGGGGCUGUUGUCGCUGGGCGCUCGCUGAGGAGGAAAGAGAAGAGGAGUCCGCGGCGGGCGGGCGCGCGAAGAGCGGGGGGGAAAAACGGGGGACGAUUUCGACCGACCGAGCGACUGACUGAGGGAAGAAAGAGAGAAAGAAAGAAAGAAAGAAAGAGAGAGAAAGGAAGAGGGCCGAGGAGCGGAGGGGAAUAAAGAGACGCCGGACGGACUUCUUUUUUAUAUAGAUAAAUAAUAAGAAUAAAUUAUUCUUCUUCAUCUUACCCGCCCCCCGUCAGAUUUUGUUGUUGUUGUUGUUUGUUGUUGUUGCCCCGCAUGGGAUUAUAGCGGAGGCGGCGGCGGCGGCCCCAUGUUUUCUCCCAGCCAGGAGGAGCACUGCGCGCCCAACAAGGAGCCCGUCAAAUAUGGGGAGCUCGUGGUGCUCGGGUACAAUGGCUCCCUCCCUAAUGGUGAUAGGGGGCGUAGGAAAAGCAGGUUUGCUCUCUAUAAGAGACCCAAAGCAAACGGCGUCAAACCCAGCACAGUUCAUGUGAUUUCAACACCUCAAGCAUCUAAGGCCAUCAGUUGUAAAGGGCAGCACAGUAUAUCCUACACGUUGUCAAGAAGCCAGACGGUGGUAGUGGAAUAUACACACGACAAAGAUACAGAUAUGUUUCAGGUUGGCAGAUCGACAGAGAGCCCCAUAGAUUUUGUUGUAACAGAUACAAUUUCUGGCAGUCAAAAUGGUGAUGAAACGCAGAUCACCCAAAGCACCAUCUCUAGGUUUGCGUGCCGCAUUGUCUGUGAUAGGAACACACCAUACACAGCCAGAAUCUUUGCAGCAGGAUUUGACUCUUCUAAAAACAUAUUCCUUGGGGAAAAGGCAGCAAAAUGGAAGAAUCCCGAUGGACACAUGGAUGGAUUAACAACCAAUGGCGUUCUAGUCAUGCAUCCCAAAGGAGGGUUCACUGAAGAAUCGAAACCGGGAGUCUGGCGGGAAAUUUCAGUUUGUGGUGAUGUGUAUACUCUGCGUGAAACAAGAUCUGCUCAGCAAAGAGGCAAACUAGUAGAAAAUGAAACCAACGUCCUGCAAGAUGGUUCUCUCAUUGAUCUGUGCGGAGCCACGCUCCUGUGGAGAACAGCAGAUGGCUUAUUUCAUACACCGACUCAGAAACACAUAGAGGCUCUACGGCAAGAGAUCAAUGCAGCGAGGCCCCAGUGUCCCGUGGGGCUGAACACGCUGGCGUUUCCCAGCAUCAACCGCAAGGAAGUGGUGGAAGAGAAACAGCCCUGGGCUUACCUCAGCUGUGGCCACGUCCAUGGCUAUCACAACUGGGGGCACCGUAGCGACACAGAAGCCAACGAGCGUGAGUGUCCUAUGUGCAGAACCAUUGGUCCCUAUGUGCCUCUCUGGCUCGGGUGCGAGGCAGGCUUUUAUGUUGAUGCUGGUCCGCCAACAUAUGCUUUCACCCCUUGUGGGCAUGUGUGCUCGGAGAAGUCUGCCAAAUACUGGUCCCAGAUCCCACUGCCACAUGGUACUCAUGCAUUCCAUGCCGCCUGCCCUUUCUGCGCUACCCAGCUGUCCGGAGAUCAGAACUGUGUCAAACUUAUUUUUCAGGGUCCAAUUGACUGAUGACACCAUUUUACAGAUGAUCACGAUAAAGCUCACAUGGUUAACAAUUUACUGUGAAGAUAAAGAAUUUGCCACUAACUCUAGAUUUUACCUUUUUAUAGGAUUGUUAUUAAUGAGGGCUUUUUUGGGGGGGGGGGAGAAAUCAGCUGGGAGUAAUGUGGAGUGUGGUGAUACACUGAUACCUGGAUCCAAACAGAUAUCAGUGGCAUUGCAUGCUCAACAGAAGCAUGUUCAUGAUGACAUCUUCUUGGUAAAAUUGUAGUAUAUUUGUAAUAUUUUUUUCUUAGUACCCUUGAUCAGAAGAAGGAAAAAAAAGAUACCAAUGUCUUAAUGAUUUUUUAAUCUUGGAUUUUUUAACAGAAAUGCUUUUCUUCUAAACUUUGACAAGCCUUUAAGACACAUAUUUUUUCAAGCUAAAAGGAGCAUACAGAAUGUAAUUUGUCUGUCCUUUUCUCUCUCUCUCUUUUUAAUUUGCAAUAUAAUUAACUUGAAUAGUUCAUUCUCAAAGAGGAUGUACUGAAUGUGUGAGCAAACCUGGGUGAAUGUUCACUAGAUACAUGCAUUAAACAAGCCGUGAACACGAAAGGUUGGCUUCAUAAACAAUAGCACAAACAUAUUAUGGAAUUCUGCAGUGUGGCGUGUAAUGCAGCUGUCCAAAAAGAAAGAAAAAAUACUCAAAAUUACUUGAAAUUUGGAGGUCGCUGUCACUUCACAUAUUAAUGUAUUUUUGACACAGAAGUUACCCUUGCAUGUUCUUCCUGUAUUUAACAUUACACGUGAAACAUAAUGUGGGAAGAUUUAAGAUAUGGGUUAUCUGGUCCAACAGAUGUGUUAGGUCACGUUUUUUGAUGUGCAAAAAGAUUAGUUUGCUUCUGACUUUCCUGAGACAGCACAACUCUCUGACAGCCAGUGUACUACCAUCCUGCCCUGUGUUUUAUAGACUUCACACCAACAUUAAGCUAAUUUGUGACCAACCUUGAGCCCCUUCAUAUGUUGUCUUAGUGUUGCAAGAGCCACUUUUCUGUGGCUUCAUCCUACUGUGUGUUUGAAUGACUUUGUUAUAUGGCUGUGCUGUGUUGUGCAUGCCCUUCCCACCAAGGCUGGUCUUGUCUAUAUGGCUCCAUCAUUUUCUGGUGUUGCUGCAGCACCAUGGGUUGAAGCCAAUGAAAACUGGCUCUUUCACCAAUGUGGGAACAUGGGGAUUUGCGAUAACAUGAAAACAGCUUUCAUGAAAACCCAGGGGUGGUAAGGCACAAUAUAUUAUCAGCCUUUUUCAGCUUUGCAUCUGAUGCAAUUUGUGUUGCUUUUUACAUAUAUGCAGUUCACAGUUUUCUGUCUGUUUCUAAUUCUGCCUUUUUGGCUUCAUUGCCACUUGAUAUAGUUUCCCGUUGCAUGUCUUGGGCCCGUGAGCAAACUGACUUGUUAUAAAUCCAGUUAUUUAAGUGGCUGCUUUGCUACACCAGCAAGAAGGUUUCGGUCGGCUCUCUUGCAAAACAUAACACACGCUGGCCAUGAUGUGAUGGCUGGUUUGGGACACUCUUUGAGUCUUAAACAUUCAAGUCACCACGAAUCCUCCUACAGAUGGUUAAAAAUUUGGUAGCUAUUUUGAGAUCAGUAAUUAAAAAUAAGCUGUUUUGCUGAGCUUCCUUCUAUGAUGCUGUCCAAUGUGCAAACAAUCCUUCAAUAGUUUAACACAGUUUAUUAACUUUUCAGUUUGCCAUCUGUCCUCCUCCCCCCCUUCUCUAUUUUGAGAUUCAGAGAAACACCAAAUGUUACUAUUAAAUACCCAGAAUUAAUUCAUUCCCUAUGUGGUUUGAAAUUCCUGGUUUGAAGUGGGUGGGGUGGAGUUGUGGGAAAGGAGGUAACUCAGUGCUCAUUGUGAACUGACUGGGAUUUCAUGUACUAUAAUGCCCUUACCACAUUUGCAUUUUCAUCUGCUUGGGGUAUUUUUAUGCUUCUCCAUUCCCCCCCCCCACCGUACUUGUGGUAUCAGAGGUAUUUGUUCUUCAAUGUUGACAUGAAAAAAGAACCCACAGGGAAAAAUUAAUUGCACAUCUGAAGUGAUUCUGGCUGUUUGGAUCUCCAUUUUGUUAAAUUCACAGCAACCCCUUGCUAUGUGUGUGCCCUUUGUAUAAAUAUAUAAUUUAUAUGAUUUUAAUAUAUUGUGUAUAUACUUGAACUGGCCUGUUCAUAUUUUGGAUGUAAUAUUGUUUUAUAGUUAACCUUUUAAACAUUUUCAGAUGUUCAUUGCCCACUGGGUGAUGGGGCAUGUUGUUUUUAUCUGCUGCUGUUUAAUACAAUUUUGCUGUAUAAAAAAGCUCAGCAUUUUAAGUUGAUGCACCAAUUUCUUUUGUUUGGAAAGAUUUCACUCACUCUGCUGCAUUUUCUGUCAAAUGCCAUACUCCGUAGCUUGCCUGCCCCACUCAGUAGGUUGGGAAAUAGGGCCAAUUGUUUUAUAAACACUUUGUCCUAGUGCCUUUUUAAAAUGAGUGCUCCUCACCUUUGAUAAUCCUCAAGACAAAUGUGUAGCGCAGAUUCUGACGAUAACCCUGUUUUUGUGUCACAGUUUGUAAGGUUUGCAAACCCCAUCCUGAUCUUUUAUCAUAGGUGCCUCAGACCCCUCCUUUAUUCUUUCUGCUGCUCUCCAGGCUCUGUUAUCAAGAGGCCUUUUGCCGACUGGCAAAAUAUCAUAAAAUCAGAGUUUUGAAAUCUGCCUUGCUUGCCAACUCCAAGGGCAGAAAAACACAGUAGCGAUGACUCAGGCCCUGCUCAGGUGUAGAAUAUUCCCACAAUUAGGUUUCUUUCCAUGUGUGAAUGUAUACCUAGAGAUUGUUCCCCCUUCAGUUGUGGAUUACAUUGAAGCUACUCCAGACUCUUUCAAGAAGGAUCCAUUGGACAGUCCAACCUGUGAUUCUGAAUCCUUUUUUGUGACUUGGGUUCCACACGGUGACAGGUGCGCCUAGUGGGCUUCUUUGAGAAACAAGAGGAACCGAUUUACUGUAACAUUAAUGUCCAAAGUGUUGGAUUCACCCCUGUUUACAUUGCAUUUUUGUGAGAAAGAGAGUGAUGUUGGAACAGUUGAAAGAUUUCCCAGCUUUCCAUAAUGCUCAGGCUGUGUUUCAGUAGCUCUGAAGCACUGACUUCUCUGGCAUGCUCAUUUCCAUAAAGUUUUCUGGUGUUCUGUAUAUCCAAAGAGUUGUCCAAAUUGCAUUGCUUUUCGCUCUUCAUGUAGUUCCUAUACUUCCUAGUUGAAGUUUAGAUUAUCCCAGACUUUACCAUGAGUGGCAAAACUAGUGUAUAACAUCUCUGUUGUGCUGCCAUGAAUGUCAGGGUUUGAGACCACGUUGAAUCCAGACUCAUGCUCCAAUGCCGAUUAGCACGAGAAACACUGAAGUCAGAGGAGUUAAGUUCUCUCCGAAUCAAUCCAGAUUUUGUUGAACAAAGUCUCAUUGUGGCUAACACGAGUGAGUGAUACUGCUGGUGUGUAAGGCAUAGGUAGACUUCACAAUUUUUUGCCAUUGAAAGCUUUCAUACCUUUCUGUUGUAAGACGUUGACUGGUUUAGUAAACAACAGUUUUGCGUAUGUUGUGUGCAUCUGUCUCCGAAAGCAUCAUAACAAUAUGAAAUCUGUUUUUUUUUUCCACUGAACUGUUCUUUUUUAGCUGCUUCCAAACAAGCUUUGGCUAAACUCCAACUUCUGGCUCUAAACGUUUUUCCUGCUGAUGUUUGUAUGUCUUUCUCACUAUUUCUAGGUAGAAAGUACAGGAGCAGUUAAUGUCUGUAGAGAGGAAGUUCAUUUUGAACUAUCAUAUUGCCUAAGAUCGAUUUAUGAUGGCUACAUGUUCCAUGGAGGUUGGCUCGCCAGUUCCAGAUAAUCCUUUUCGGUGCACCUGUUUUUAGAGAAUAGCCUAAUUUAGAAAAUCCAGAAUAGUUUACUCUUCUAGCCCCAGCUCUCCUUUUUGCCCCAAAUUUGAUUUUAAAUGGGCGUGCCUUAACCAGUCAUAUCAACGCCAUGAUCCAAACGGCACUGGAAAAUAAUUUGAGCCCAGCAGCAACUCUGGUCCCUUAAAAAUUCUAAAUUUAGUGAACAGCCCUAAAUUGUUCUUGAGGUGUACGUUUCCCCUGCAGAGGUCAGCAAACCAUUUCCCUUUAAAAUAAGCACAACAAACAAAAACUCCUAUCGAUCCCAAGUUGCUUAUGCAAAUUUCUCCUUGGCCUCACUGAGAAGCUUGCUUGGGGGUGUGAAAAGAGCAUUGUUUUGAGAGAGGUGGUUGCUUUGCAGCAAACCAAGCAAGGAGUCUUGUGGCACCUUAAAGAAUAUCAAAUUUAUUGUGGCAUUAGCUUUCAGAGACUCAAACACACUUUGUCAGGCUUGAUGAGCCCAUGAAAGCUUGUGCCGCGAUAAUUUGCCCCAAUAUUUUGUGUAGUUUAGAGCACUUUCUAGUUUUUGAUAGCUGUUGAUCUUGCUGGCACAGAAAAUGCAUGUGAUAGUUGUUUGAAGGGCAAUCUGGAAGGAAGAGCAAAGCAGGGCAGUGGGUAGUUGUGGAAUCUGAGUGUUUUGGGAUUUUAACCUAGCCAACCUGUGCUGUUUCUUGACCAAUUUGAAUGGUGGUGGUGUUUAACUUUGUCAGAAAAGCCCAUUUCAGAGUGUUUGAUGUGAGAAAGAAAGGGGAUCAAAGUACUUGAUCUGCUCUGAGUCGUAAACAGGAGGUGACUGUGGGCUGAGAUGGUCACCCAGAAGUCAUGAAAAGCAUUUAUUUUAUUUUAUUUUAUUUUGCCACUUCUCUUCCCCAACAAUGGCAAUACCAUUUUAGUCUUGUUUCAGACCAUAGCACACAGGCUCUGACGUCAGCUUCCAGAUACCUGCU
Molecule: messenger RNA, 6498 nt
Organism: Zootoca vivipara (common lizard)
Lineage: Eukaryota; Metazoa; Chordata; Lepidosauria; Squamata; Lacertidae
Source: RefSeq, a predicted model, not a curated record